UGUUACGGAAGAAGCGUCCAAGUUUUCAACCAUAUCAAAUAUUUGCUAAUGUGAUCUCAAGCAGCGUACCUACACAAAACUGCAAAAUGUGUAUUUUGAUUUUUACUCGGAUCAAUAUGAUAAUAACGACUCAAUUAUUCGUAUUUUUCACCGUAUUUGGCUGUAUUGUUUAUGCAGCAGAGACGCCUUACAAAGCCUGUAAUCCAGACGAUCCCAUUUACAAAAAUAUAGAAAUGCUGAGUUCGCAUUGCAAUUCGACACCAUGUCCUUUUAAACGAGGAUCCAAUGUCACUUUAAGUGCUUCAUUUAUUCCAGAAGAAACACAUUCAAAAAUGUACACCAUAAUGUAUUUCGAUUUAAACGGUGUAAAAGUAAAUUAUGAAGUGGAACAUCGUGUAAAUGUCUGCAAUCAUAUUUUCUCUCAUCCUGAUAAAGUAAAAGUUGGCUGCCCCAUACAAAAAGGAAAACGAUAUAUUUUUGAAAGAACAGUUUACGUAUUACCAAAUGUACCCAAACUGCCAAAAGUGGUAGUCCAUUGGGCAAUACGAGAUCACGAUACCAAAAAAGACAUCGUAUGCUACGAUAUAUUAGUAAAAAUUGUUUAAUGUACAUUUUUAAAUUUUUGAUAAUUAUUAUGUUAAUUAGGAAGAUAAGUUUAACUUCAAGAAAAUAAAAAAUACACAUUUUAUAAUUAUACAUACAGCUUAUUGACUGAA
Molecule: messenger RNA, 716 nt
Organism: Planococcus citri (citrus mealybug)
Lineage: Eukaryota; Metazoa; Arthropoda; Insecta; Hemiptera; Pseudococcidae
Product: putative protein heh-1
Exons: 4
Coding region: 87-605 (172 amino acids)
Biological process (GO): sterol transport
Molecular function (GO): sterol binding
Source: RefSeq, a predicted model, not a curated record